This is a messenger RNA of Maylandia zebra (zebra mbuna), 3933 nucleotides long. RefSeq names its product Rho GTPase activating protein 44a (gene arhgap44a). Gene Ontology annotation, molecular function: protein binding; GTPase activator activity. Gene Ontology annotation, cellular component: presynaptic active zone; dendritic spine; leading edge membrane. Lineage: Eukaryota; Metazoa; Chordata; Actinopteri; Cichliformes; Cichlidae. Gene Ontology annotation, biological process: regulation of dendritic spine morphogenesis; negative regulation of Rac protein signal transduction; signal transduction. The record is from RefSeq and is a predicted model, not a curated record.
GCCUGUGUGUACGCGCGGUGGACUGGUCCAGCAUCCCUGCGCAGGCAAUGGAGCAAAUAUAGAUGUGCAAAAAAUAUACAUAUAUCUAUCAAUUGAAAAUAUGUAAUCGUGGAAUACUUCUUCGGUGCUGGCAGCUUGCGAUGAGGGAAAGGGGGGGAAUGGGAGAUUGGAAUUUGUGCUGCACCUCUGUGGAGGAUGGAGAUAUGUAUUGUGAGAAGUAAUGCGGAAUAUUUCCCCUCGUAGGUGCUAACAGAGAAAAUACAAGAUGAAGAAGCAAUUCAAUCGGAUGCGACAGCUCGCCAACCAAACGGUGGGAAGAGCAGAAAAAACAGAGGUGUUGAGCGAAGACCUUCUACAGGUGGAGAAACGCCUAGAUCUGGUCAAGCAGGUGUCACACAGCACUCACAAAAAACUGAAUGCCUGCCUGCAGGGUCAGCAGGGGACUGAUAUGGAGAAGAGAUCUGUAAAGUCACCUUCUAAAAAAUUACCGCUUACCAUCCUGGCACAAUGCAUGGAAGAAGGGGCUGCAGUGUUGGGGGAAGACUCUCUCCUGGGAAAAAUGCUGAAGCUCUGUGGGGAGACAGAGGAGAAGCUCGCCCAGGAACUCAUUCAGUUUGAGUACCAGAUAGAGAGAGAUGUGGUGGAGCCUCUUUAUGUCCUUGCGGAGGUGGACAUUCCUAAUAUCCAGAAACAGAGGAAGCACUUAGCUAAACUUGUCCUGGACAUGGACUCAGCACGAACAAGAUAUCAACAGUCAUCCAAGUCAUCCAGUCACCCCAGCACUCUGCAGCCCGGUGCCAAGUCUGAGUCCCUAAGAGAGGAGAUGGAGGAGACAGCCAAUCGGAUGGAGAUUUGCAGAGAUCAGUUGUCAGCAGAUAUGUACAAUUUCAUGGCCAAAGAAAUAGACUAUGCAAACUACUUCCAGACGCUGAUAGAAACGCAGGCAGAAUAUCACAGGAAGUCAUUAGAGAUUCUUCAUAGUGUCCUACCCCAGAUUAAAGCUCACCAAGAGGCGUGGGUGGAGAAGCCGUCGUAUGGCAAGUCCCUGGAGGAACACCUGACUAUAAGUGGGAGAGAGAUUGCCUUCCCCAUCGAAGCCUGUGUCACCAUGUUGCUAGAGUGCGGCAUGCAAGAGGAGGGCCUCUUUAGAGUGGCUCCAUCAGCCUCCAAGCUGAAGAAGCUGAAAGCGUCCCUGGACUGUGGAGUUCUUGAUGUGCAGGAGUACUCCUCCGAUCCACACGCCAUCGCAGGGGCCCUGAAAUCAUACCUUCGUGAGCUCCCAGAUCCACUGAUGACCACUGAACUUUAUGAUGAAUGGAUUCAAGCCUCCAACAUUCAAGACAUUGACAAGAGACUACAGGCGUUGAUGGCAACAUGUGAAAAACUCCCCACAGACAACUUAAACAAUUUCAGAUAUUUGAUCAAAUUCUUAGCCAAGCUGAGUGAGUAUCAGGAUGCUAACAAGAUGACUCCUGGUAACAUGGCUAUUGUCCUUGGACCAAACUUGCUCUGGACACACAAUGAACCGAACAUGACAGAGAUGAUGACGACCGUGUCCCUACAGAUUGUUGGCAUCAUCGAGCCAAUCAUUCAGCAUGCUGACUGGUUCUUCCCUGGAGAGAUUGAGUUCAACUUGACAGGCAGCUAUGGAAGCCCGAUCCACACCAACCACAACUCCAACUACAGCUCUAUGCCCUCACCAGACAUGGACCAAUCCGAUCGCAAGCAGCAGCACGAUCAGAGCCGACGCCCACUGAGUGUCGCCACUGACAACAUGAUGCUGGAGUUUUACAAGAAAGAUGGCAUUAGGAAGAUACAAAGUAUGGGCGUCAGGGUUAUGGAUACCUCCUGGGUGUCUCGUAAGGGUUCAUCCACCCUGGCGCGUAAGGCUUCCUCCACUCCUCCAGGCAUGCAAGGCCCCGGCUCCCCUGCAGACACACUCAUCCCCGAGCAGCCCGGAGAGCUUGCCAUCUCUCCGUCUGCCACACCUCCACUUGGAGAAAGGGUUUGUUCAUUGAAGAGUAAAGAGCUUUCCCCUGUAAUUGGACACAAAGCCAUCCAGGUCGCAGGUCCAACAGUACCCCCCAGCAGUAGCCCUCAAAGCAGCAGCCAGUCUCCCCACUCCACAGAGCACAGUCCACACACCCUGCGCAAAGGUUCCAAGAAGUUGGCUCCCGUGCCUCCUAAGGUCCCAUACGGCCAGUCUGGAGGGAUGUCUGACCAGUCCACAGGUCAGCCGUCACCAGUCAGCCUGUCCCCUACACCUCCUAGCACCCCUUCCCCUUAUGGACUGGCAUGUCCUCCAGGUCAAGUACCACCGUCCUCCCCUGGGCAGACCCCACUGGGUACACCCCACUCUCUUUCGUCCCCGCCUUCCCUGACGGGGACACUCACCAAGUCGCGGCCUGCCCCUAAGCCCAGGCAGAGACCCAGCCUGCCCCCUCCUCAGCCACCCAUAGCCCCUCCGGGGCUAACUGGCCCACCUGUGGCCCCAGUCCCUCAGCCCAUGGAGCAGGGCCUCCUGGAUGGACUGUCUCCUGGGGAGAGCAUGUCUACAGAUAUCUUCAAUUAUGAAAUCCCUUCCAUCAAUGUCAAUCUGGACAGCCUCAUCGAUGAGUUCAGCGGUGCCCCCUGCAGGAGGUCCAUGGCAGUGACAGAUCCAGAGGGGGAUGGUGUGCCUGAGGAGGAGCCCCAGAGCACCACUCUAUGACCUAUCACCCAUAGGCAUCAUUUCCAGAACCCCUAUGGCUGUACAUACUCUUUAACUGUCUCCGCCAAGGCCCGAUGGAAAAACACUGGCCGCACCAUUGCCAACCAGAAAAUGAACCCUCCCUCACAUCUGCUACAGGCUGCAAACAAACUGAACUUUUCCAACUGCUUGCUAGUAAAUUAGUGUGACUACAACUACCAAAAGAAAAAAGAAAAAAAAAACACACCAAAAUGCCAUAGUGGAGGAACAGUUGCCUUUAGGAGGAAAGACUGGAAUUUAGAUGAGUAUUGCAUUAAAAAGAUUUUUUUUUCUAAUUUCUUUUUAUAGCUUUGCUUUGUCGUUUAAUGCAGUGGUCUGUAUUUCUGUGUUUUCAAGUUUCUUUUUGCCUUAUUAGAACAUGCAAUCAAAUUGCAAUAUGAUAUUUGCAAGUUGUACAAUAUUUGGUUAGGGAAACUCAGAGCCUGACAUGGUUUGGAGCAAAGCCCAUCCUCAGGGUGAAACGGAAACACGGAGCGAGAGCGUAGUCUGAUUUUAUUGCUCACAGGGUAUUCAAGCUUUGUGCACAUUAGGAAUAUGCGGAGCCCCAGAGACAGGCUUUGCAUGCCAGAGUAACAUUUAACGUUGUUUUUCUUAGUGCCACUCCCCAUUUUAAAUUCCCCUCUUCUGUCGCAAGUACAGCUACAGUGCUCUGUCUGAAAUUUACCUUUAGGUGAACUCACUUUAACUCACUUUAUACCAGCACAGUAAGAGAAGAAUGUUAUUAUGAUUCAAGUUUUUGUACUUCUUGCAUCCAUUAUUUAUUUAGAAAGCACCACGACGUGUUUGCAUGACAAGCCAAUAUCGAUCGACCUGCUUCUUACCAAGGGCCUGAGAAUGGCAGUGCUUUAUUUUGUGCGAGUGUUACUGUUGUUGUUCACACCGAAAAGUAACUUUAGUUCCCACCCCAGUGCUGUAACAGUGAGUGAUAACGGAUGGAUGACUACACUGCCUUUAGGUUCGUAUGUCUUUCUCUUUUAACUUUGUUUCAAGUGCUUCAGGUUCAGUGACCUUUGACCCCUUGUGUAAAUACAAAGACUGUACAUAAACUGAUGUAUAUAAGCUGAGAGGAAAACUAUAUGUAAAAUGCAUAUCUUGAAUAUAUAAUAAUGAUAUAUGUGCUGAUAUUUAUUGUGUAGAAAAUGUAAUGAUUAAAAAUUUGAUGUUAUUUUUGUCCCGACACACAA